Molecule: messenger RNA, 4077 nt
Organism: Cariama cristata (Red-legged seriema)
Lineage: Eukaryota; Metazoa; Chordata; Aves; Cariamiformes; Cariamidae
Gene: RALGAPA1
Product: Ral GTPase activating protein, alpha subunit 1 (catalytic)
Exons: 29
Biological process (GO): positive regulation of GTPase activity
Cellular component (GO): cytoplasm; nucleus
Molecular function (GO): GTPase activator activity
Source: RefSeq, a predicted model, not a curated record
AUGAUGUUUGCGCCUUGGGGUAUCCUUGAGGACCCAGCUUCUGAUCUCCUGAGACCACACAGGCGAAGGAAGAAUGCAGAAUCAAUCGAUCUCAAACAGUUUUUCGACCUACAUUUCUCAAAUAUAUAUUAUGUGUUCUUUGAAAACUUUGUGACUAUUGAAGUAGGUCUUAAACAAAAAGGUCACAAGUCUCAGAGAGAAGAACUAGAUUCUAUUCUUUUUAUUUUUGAGAAAAUUUUGCAACUCCUUCCGGAAAGGAUUCAUCAGAGAUGGCAAUUUCAUAGUAUUGGGUUGAUUUUAAAGAAGCUUCUUCACACUGGAAAUUCAUUAAAGAUACGGCGAGAGGGUGUGCGUCUCUUUCUUUUGUGGCUGCAAGCACUUCAAAAUAACUGUAGUAAAGAACAAUUAUGGAUGUUUUCUUGCUUGAUUCCUGGAUUUUCAUCACCACAGUCUGAAUAUGGCCCCCGAACACUGGAUAAUCUCAUUAACCCUCCACUUAAUGUUCAAGAAACUCAAGUGACUAUAGAGGAAAUCACUCCACUUGUUCCUCCACAAUCAGGAGAUAAAGGACAAGAAGAUUUAACGAGCUAUUUCUUAGAAGCACUUUUGAAAUACAUAGUAAUUCAGGUUAAGAGUUUAGAAUGGAAGAACAAGGAAAACCAGGAAAAGGGAUUUUCAUUUUUAUUCUCAAAUUUUAAGAAAUACUACUUACCUUCCAUUUUCCCAAACAUCUGUAAGGAGACCAGCUUGUAUAACCCUAUACUUGAUAUACCACAAAUGAGACCAAAGCCACACUAUGUAAUGGUUAAGAAAGAUGCUGAAACCAAUGAGGCAGUAUAUUGCACAAAGGAACCUUUUAUUAAGGCUCGUGUUAUUGUCAUUCGAUGGUUGGUGUCUUUCUGGCUUGAGCCAAAACCCCACACAGGACCUCAUAUUCCUGGGAUAGAAGGUGAAAAUGUGCCAAAGAAUAUUCAGAGAGCAGCUGCUAGCAUGGCUUUAAGGGAGGACAACAAAAAUGACAGUACUGAUAAGCAGGAUAGAAAUGCAGAGCCAGAGCAAUCUCAUUCUAAUACAAGUACUCUAACAGAGAGAGAACCAAGUUCUUCCAGUCUCUGCAGUAUUGAUGAAGAGCAUUUAACUGAUAUUGAAAUUGUCCGGAAAGUCUUUUCUUCUAAAAGAAGCAAUGUUAAUUUUCUAACUGAGAUUUUUCGACAGGCAUUUCUGUUGCCGAUAUGUGAAGCAGCUGCCAUGAGGAAAGUGGUAAAGGUGUAUCAGGAGUGGAUUCAGCAAGAAGACAAGCCUUUAUUUAUGAAAGAACCUGAAGAAAUAAUGCAGUGCACAACUGAAGAUUGUGAUGAAAAUGUUGUUGACCACAAUUCAUCAGAGAAAGCAAAAGAAAGAGAAGAGGAAAAAGGGAUGAACUCCAGUCAUGUUAGAAAUUCAAACUGGGCAAGAAAUGGCUGUUACGAAGACACUUUGCAUAAAAUAUCCGAAAUUGAUACUGAAGAGCAAAAUGUACGAGCAGGAGUGCAGUCAGUAUUGCAGGUUUUUAUAAUAAAUUCUUCAAAUAUAUUCUUUCUUGAACCUGCAAAUGAAAUUAAAGCUCUGCUGGAUGAACACACUGAUAUGUGCAAACGCAUUCUUAAUAUUUACCGUCACAUGGUAGUCCAAGUGACUAUGGACAAGAAAACAUGGGAACAGAUGCUACUUGUGCUGCUCAGGGUUACUGAAUCUGUGCUGAAAAUACCACCCCAAACUUUCUUGCAGUAUCAAGGAAGAAAAAACUCUACUUUAGCUGGAAGACUUGCAGGACCUCUUUUCCAGACUCUUAUAGUAGCUUGGAUCAAAGCGAAUCUAAAUGUGUACAUCUCUCGAGAACUUUGGGAUGACUUGCUGUCUGUAAUGUCAUCACUGACAUACUGGGAAGAGCUGGCCACUGAGUGGUCACUGACAAUGGAGACACUAACUAAAGUAUUAGCUAGAAACUUGUAUAGCCUGGACCUCAGUGACCUGCCAUUGGAUAAAUUAAGUGAGCAGAAGCAGAAAAAACACAAAGGCAAAGGAGUUGGGCAUGAAUUCCCAAAAUCUUCGGUUGAUAAAUCCUUUUCUAGAGGCUGGAGCCGUGAUCAGCCCGGACAAGCACCAAUGAGACAACGCAGUGCUACAACCACUGGCUCUCCAGGAACAGAAAAGGCAAGAAGCAUAGUACGGCAGAAAACAGUUGCCAUGAGAAGCCGAUCCAUUGGUGAAUGUGCUCUGCCAUCGGCCUAUAUACGCAGUGCUAAAAGUGCUCCUGUUCUGAUCCAUACUUCCAAACCCUUCUUGCCUGAUAUUGUUCUCACUCCCCUUUCUGAUGAGCUUUCAGACAUUGACGAUGCUCAAAUUCUUCCACGUCCACCUCGAGUCAGACAUUUUUCACAGAGUGAAGAUGCUCCAAGUGAAGUUUUUGGUGCAUUAAAUGAGGAACAGCCACUGCCACGAAGCAGCAGCACCUCUGACAUCCUGGAACCAUUCGCAGUUGAACGAGCCAAAGCUAAUAGAGAGGACAUGAGUCAAAAGCUGCACCCUAUUGAUAGUGAUAUUGGCAGUAGCAAUACAAAUGUUCCUGACCUCAUGGAUGAAUUUAUAGCUGAGAGACUCCGCAGUGGUAGUGCACUGAAUGUGACAAGAAGAGGAAGCAGUCCCGGCAGCCUGGAAGUUCCUAAAGACCUUCCUGAUAUAUUGAACAAACAGAACCAAAUGCGUCCUAUAGAUGACCCAGGCGUGCCUUCUGAAUGGACAUCGCCUGCCAGCGCGGGCAGCAGUGACCUCAUCAGUUCAGAUAGCCACUCUGACUCUUUCAGUGCCUUCCAGUAUGAUGGCCGCAAAUUUGAAAAUUUCAGCUUUGGCACUGAGGCAGGGACGCCAGCUUCCACUGAUGCUGAUGCAAUUUCAGGACAGCAACAGACUGCCGAGGAGCAAGAAGUGGCUAGUCUAACUACACUCCACAUAGAUUCGGAAACAAGCAGUCUCAAUCAGCAGCCAUUGUCUGCUGAAGCUGCAACUAUUACUGGCUCUGAAAGUGCUUCUCCAAUCCAAUCUGCUCUUGGAUCCCGAUCACAGACACCCUCUCCUGCCACUCUUCAUGCAGAUCAUAUUGAGCAGAAGGAUCUGCAGCUGGAUGAGAAGCUCCACCACUCUGUUUUACAGACGCCAGAUGACCUAGAAACUAGUGAAUUCCCCUCAGAAUGUUGCAGCGUGAUGGCUGGGGGAACGCUUACAGGAUGGCACGCAGAUGUUGCUACUGUGAUGUGGAGACGAAUGCUAGGAAUUUUGGGAGAUGUCAACAGCAUAAUGGAUCCAGAGAUUCAUGCCCAGGUUUUUGAUUACCUGUGUGAACUGUGGCAGAAUCUGGCCAAGAUAAGAGACAAUCUUGGUAUUUCAACAGAUAACCUAACUUCACCAUCUCCACCAGUUCUAAUUCCACCACUGAGAAUUCUAACACCAUGGCUGUUCAAGGCAACAAUGCUGACUGAUAAAUACAAACAAGGAAAGCUACAUGCUUAUAAGCUCAUUUGUAAGACAAUGAAGCGAAGACAAGAUGUUUCUCCAAACAGGGAUUUUUUAACUCAUUUCUACAAUAUAAUGCACUGUGGACUUCUUCAUGUUGAUCAAGAUAUUGUCAAUACAAUCAUCAAGCACUGCUCUCCUCAGUUCUUUUCACUUGGUUUGCCUGGUGCCACCAUGCUUAUUAUGGAUUUCAUUGUAGCAGCAGGAAGAGUGGCUGCUUCUUCUUUCCUCAAUGCACCAAGAGUGGAAGCACAAGUUCUUUUAGGAUCUCUAGUCUGUUUUCCCAAUUUGUAUCAUGAACUACCAGCUCUUCACCCAAACAUUCCUGACAUUGCUGUGUCUCAGUUUACGGAUGUUAAGGAACUUAUAAUUAAAACUGUGUUAAGCUCAGCAAGAGAGGAACCAUCUGGUCCUGCACGAUGCGUUGCUCUUUGCAGCCUUGGUAUUUGGAUCUGUGAGGAGCUAGUUCAUGAAUCACAUCAUCCUCAGAUCAAGGAAGCAUUGAAUGUGAUUUGUGUUUCUUUAAAG